GCUAUGUAUCAAGCUUUAAGUUAAAGCCCGGCCCAACAAAAUUGCUGACGUUUGAAACGGUUGAAUAAUGGCGUCAGCCUCUGCAACGAAAUCAGACCAACUCAUGAGGAAAGAGGCUUUCAUCGAUUUGCGUACUUCAGACUUCAGCGUCUCAUCCAACUGCAACUCUGGAGCUGGAGGCAGACAACCAUGUUUAACUUCCCCAUUUCUCCCCUUUAACUCAUUAAAUCCGAAUUAGGGAUUUUGCCGGUGUUUUAAGGAUGGUGGGAAGAAGGAAGCCGCUGGUGCUCUCUUCCACUAAAAUUCUCGUCCACUCGGUACUGAGUUCUGCGCGACUCGAUGAAACCGGCCCAACCAAUCUUUCUGCUGACGGCUUGCGUUUAAAGGCCGGAAUUCUUAGGUUUUCGAAGGACGAAAAUGACAUUUCUGAUCCCAAGUUAGCUACUCUCGACGAUUCUGCUUUAGUGGGGCUUUCUACUUCUAUGUUGAAGAGACUGUCAAUAGUAUCUGGCUCGCUGGUGAUUGUUAGAAACGUGGAGACAAAGAUGCAAAGAAUUGCUCAUGCUGUUGUUUUAGAUCCCCCAAAUGCCCAUGUCGACACAUCUCUAAGCAAAGAACCCCUAUCCCAUUCUCCACAUGUAAUGCUUAAGUUUCCUGCGUACAGUUUUCCUCAAAAUGACUCUGUAUUAUUGGACUGUGACGUUGCCUAUGUAUCUCCUUUAUUAGCUUUUAACCUUAACCUGCACAUAUCAUGCUUGAGAUCUCUUGUCCAUGAAGGGAAAGAGACUUUAGCAUCUCUCUUUGAAGCUGAUGUGGAUGAUAAGGCUGGCAGGGAAGGCACUGAUACUUCUGUUGUCAGGUUGUGGUUGGAACCUUUGGGUCGACUGCCAAAAUAUGCAUCACACUUGAGGGUUUCCUUUGUUAAGAUACCAGAAUGCAGUUCCCUGGAAUCUUUGAGAGGAAUUUCUUCUAUUGAAGCUGAAGAUCGCCAAGAAAUGAUUGAUUCUGCAUUACACAAAUACUUUGAAGUUGAUAGAUAUUUAGCAAGGGGAGAUGUUUUCAGCAUUUUCUUAAAUUGGAACUGCAAUUCAGUCAUUUGCAUUCCUUGUGGUUCAAGAUUGCAAAACAGGAGUAAUAAUAUCAUCUAUUUCAAGGUUGUUGCUGUGGAGCCAUCAGAUGAAGCAGUUCUUCGAGUCAAUCAUACUCAGACUGCUCUAGUUCUUGGAGGGAGUGCUCCAUCUGCUGUUCCUCCUGAUAUGUUGAUUGCUGGAACAAAAGGUUUUGCGCCUUUGCAAGGGGACACAGUGAAGAUUUUAGCAUCCAUUCUUACACCACCUUUAUGCCUAUCUCCACUGUCCUUGACCUUCAGAGUUUCAGUUUUACUACAUGGUCUCCCAGGGUGCGGGAAGAGGACCGUUGUUAGAUAUGUUGCUAAGCGACUGGGUCUACAUGUAGUUGAAUAUAGCUGCCAUGAUCUGACAGCAUCUUCUGAGAAGAAAACCUCUGCUGCAUUGACUCAAGCUUUCAACAGUGCGCAAAGAUACUCACCAACAAUACUUCUACUUAGCCAUUUUGAUGUUUUUCGGAAUUUGGCCUCUCAUGAAGGUUCCCCAAGCGAUCAAAUUGGGCUUUCCUCUGAAGUUGCAUCAGUCAUCAGAGAGUUCACUGAGCCAGAUGAAGAUGGUUAUGCUGAAGACAAAUCAAAUGGUGAUUUUCCUGUAAAGGAAACUGGAAAUGUGGGUAGGCAUCAUGUGAUGUUGGUUGCAGCUGCUGACAGUUCUGAAGGUCUGCCGCCAGCUAUUAGGCGUUGUUUCACCCAUGAAGUAAGCAUGGGUCCCUUGACUGAUGAACAAAGGGCUGAAAUGUUGUCCCAGUCACUGCAAGGUGUUGCUGAACUCCUUUCUAAUGCUUGCUUAAAGGAUUUUGUGAAGGACAUAGUAGGACAGACGUCUGGCUUCACACCUCGGGAUUUGCAUGCUUUAAUUGCUGAUGCUGGUGCAAACUUAGUCCCCAGGAGCAAUUUUCAAACUGACGAAGCAGAAUCGUCACAAUCAGAUGGUCCUCUUAGAGUUAAAGCAGUACAGGAUACAUCAAGCUAUACUGCAGCUCAUACUAUGGGGAAAGAGGACUUGACAAAAGCAUUGGAACGAUCAAAGAAGAGGAAUGCCUCUGCAUUAGGUGCUCCAAAGGUUCCUAAUGUGAAAUGGGAAGAUGUUGGGGGGCUGGAGGAUGUGAAGAAAUCAAUUUUGGACACUGUCCAGUUACCUCUCCUGCAUAAGGAUUUGUUUUCAUCUGGCUUGCGCAAGCGUUCUGGUGUUCUUCUCUAUGGUCCUCCUGGAACAGGGAAAACUUUGUUGGCAAAAGCUGUAGCAACUGAGUGUUCCUUAAAUUUCCUUAGUGUAAAAGGGCCUGAACUAAUUAACAUGUACAUAGGAGAGUCAGAGAAGAAUGUUCGAGACAUUUUCCAGAAGGCUAGAUCGGCGAGGCCAUGUGUCAUCUUCUUUGAUGAACUCGAUUCUCUUGCUCCUGCUCGUGGUGCUUCUGGGGAUUCUGGGGGUGUUAUGGACAGAGUGGUUUCUCAGAUGCUUGCAGAGAUUGAUGGCCUUAAUGAUUCUACACAGGACCUCUUUAUUAUAGGAGCAAGCAACAGACCAGAUCUUAUUGACCCAGCUCUUCUAAGGCCUGGCAGAUUUGACAAACUGCUAUAUGUUGGCGUCAAUUCUGAUGCAUCUUACAGAGAACGAGUUCUCAAAGCACUUACGAGGAAGUUUAGAUUGCAUGAAGAUGUAUCCCUUUACUCAAUUGCAAAGAGAUGCCCCCCUAACUUCACUGGUGCAGAUAUGUAUGCCUUAUGUGCAGAUGCUUGGUUUCAUGCUGCAAAGUGCAAGGUGUUGAGUUCAGAUUCAGAUUCUUCUUGCACAGGUCAAGCUGACUCCAUUGUUGUAAAAUAUGAUGAUUUUAUGAAGGUGUUGGGAGAGCUUUCCCCAUCCCUUUCCAUGGCAGAGCUUAAGAAGUAUGAAAUGCUUCGAGAUCAGUUUGAAGGGUCUUCGAGCUGAAUCUGUGGUCAAUUCUACAAGUAUAUAUGUAUUGCAAAAAUACAAGCUAAAAAGAAAAAAAAGCCAAUAUUUUAGAUCAAUCUUUAUGAUAGAUGAAACUGUAUACAAGGCUGAAAUUUUGUAUCAUUGUCAAUGUUACGCAGUAGAAUAUUCAAAUAAAAUGCCUGAUUCUAGAGAUUAGAGCAUUCAUUUUCUUAA
Messenger RNA from Theobroma umbraticum, 3254 nucleotides. It is a transcript of the gene PEX6, whose product is annotated as peroxin 6. Gene Ontology annotation, cellular component: cytosol; peroxisomal membrane. Lineage: Eukaryota; Viridiplantae; Streptophyta; Magnoliopsida; Malvales; Malvaceae. Gene Ontology annotation, molecular function: ATP hydrolysis activity; ATP binding. Gene Ontology annotation, biological process: protein import into peroxisome matrix. The record is from RefSeq and is a predicted model, not a curated record.